Salvia splendens (bonfire salvia) is the source of this 1992-nucleotide messenger RNA. Its product is annotated as sodium/hydrogen exchanger 6. Gene Ontology annotation, biological process: sodium ion import across plasma membrane; potassium ion transmembrane transport; regulation of intracellular pH. The transcript is spliced from 22 exons. Lineage: Eukaryota; Viridiplantae; Streptophyta; Magnoliopsida; Lamiales; Lamiaceae. Gene Ontology annotation, molecular function: sodium:proton antiporter activity; potassium:proton antiporter activity. The record is from RefSeq and is a predicted model, not a curated record. Bases 147 to 1718 code for a protein of 523 amino acids. Gene Ontology annotation, cellular component: plasma membrane; endosome.
AAAAGUCCAAACUGAACUAGAAAGCUCCUAAAAUCAUCGGCAUUCAACAGUGAUAGACAAGAAAUUCCGUGAUCAUCGAUUCGAUUCAUACCUAUAAUUAUCGUAUAAAGAGCUAAAUACAAGUGCAGAAAUCCCUAGGAAUCGGCAUGGAAGAAUUGCGCAUAUCUCCGGCCGAUCCGAGGGGGAGUCCGGGGAAAGAGCAGCAGGCCGCCGGCGUCGGAAUUCUUCUUCAGAUAAUGAUGCUCGUGUUAUCGUUUGUUCUCGGCCACGUCCUCCGCCGCCAUCGCUUUUAUUACCUUCCCGAAGCUAGUGCUUCUCUUUUGAUCGGUUUGAUCGUGGGUGGACUGGCUAAUGUUUCCAAUACGGAGAAUAGCAUUAGGUCAUGGUUCAACUUCCACGAAGAGUUCUUUUUCUUGUUCCUGUUGCCCCCAAUUAUAUUUCAGUCAGGAUUCAGUCUUCAACCUAAACCAUUUUUUUCUAACUUUGGCGCCAUAGUCACAUUUGCCAUUUUUGGAACUUUUGUUGCUUCCAUGGUCACUGGCAUUUUAGUAUACCUUGCCGGUGUAUCAUAUCUCAUCUACAGACUUCCUUUUGUCGAAUGUCUGAUGUUUGGUGCGCUUAUCUCAGCUACAGACCCUGUCACUGUUCUGUCUAUAUUUCAGGAGCUUGGUACAGAUGUGAAUCUCUAUGCUUUGGUCUUUGGAGAAUCUGUGCUAAAUGAUGCAAUGGCCAUUUCUUUGUAUAGAACAAUGUCAUUGGUGAGGAGUCAUAUGUCAUCAGAUCAAAACAUAUUCAUGGUGGUGGUCAGAUUUCUUGAGACUUUUGUUGGAUCAAUGUCAGCAGGGGUUGGAGUUGGAUUUACUUCUGCUUUACUAUUCAAGUAUGCUGGUCUGGAUAUUGAUAAUCUUCAGAACUUGGAGUGCUGCUUGUUUGUUCUAUUCCCAUAUUUCUCAUACAUGCUAGCCGAAGGGCUUGGUCUAUCGGGUAUCGUCUCAAUAUUAUUCACUGGAAUUGUUAUGAAGCACUACUCUUUCUCAAAUUUGUCAGACAAAUCUCAGAAAUUUGUAUCUGCAUUUUUCCAUUUAAUAUCAUCAUUGGCCGAGACUUUCAUAUUUAUAUAUAUGGGAUUUGACAUUGCCAUGGAACAGCACAGCUGGUCUCAUAUUGGAUUCAUCUUUUUUUCAAUUUUAUUCAUUGGAAUUGCAAGGGCUGCAAAUGUAUUCUCAUGUGCUUAUUUGAUCAAUAUGGUUAGACCUUCACAUCGGAAAAUAUCAAUGAAGCAUCAGAAAGCACUUUGGUAUAGUGGGCUUCGAGGGGCCAUGGCAUUUGCGCUUGCUCUGCAGUCGGUUCAUGAUCUUCCAGAGGGUCACGGUCAGACUAUAUUCACUGCGACAACUGCAAUUGUUGUUCUAACGGUUUUGCUGAUAGGAGGUUCAACAGGAACCAUGCUGGAAGCCUUGGAAGUUGUUGGUGAUGGUCAUGAUACCCCAUUGGGUGAAAGCUUUGAUGCAAACGAUCGCUACAUAGCUCCUACUUACGAGGGGGAAUCAUCAGCUGGAAACCGGUUUAGGAUGAAACUUAGUGAGUUCCGUAAAAGCACUGCAUCUUUCACUGAACUUGACAGGAACUACCUUACCCCAUUUUUUACAUCUCAAAGUGGCGAAGAUGAUGACCACGAUGAUAUAUUCAGCGACAAUGGGAGAGCAAGUUAUCAUUGAUCACAGACACGAGGCUGAUAAUAGUAGGCAAUUUUACUCAUCGUCCAUGACAGAUUGACUUCAAUAGUGGUUUAUCGAGUUGUGACAUGUGAAGAUUGAGAUUGGACUGCUUAAUGACACACAAACGUUGUAUCUUUCGUAGAAAUAUACUGCCAUAGGAUUGUAGAUUAGUCACAAAUUAGGAGUAGGACUGCUUCAUCAUUUGACGCCUUGUAAUAUCUGUAUAUGAAAUGAUUCACUGAGAGAGGAGUUCCUGGUUUCACUUGCCAACCAA